AUGUUCCGACAUCCCAAUUCAACACCUUCACGUCCAUCCACACAGGAUUCUGGCAACCUGAAGCCUCCAAAGGCUCCCGAUCGUCCCCUUGUGCCGUACAUGCGCUUCAGUCGUAAAAUGUGGGCGAAGGUUCGAUCCGAGCAUCCAGAUAGUCAGUUAUGGGAUAUCGGUAAAGUGAUCGGACAAAUGUGGAGAGAUGCACCUGAAUCCGAAAAAUCUGUUUAUCAACAGGAAUACGAAAUCGAAAAAACAGAAUACGACAAAGCGUUGAAAGCGUAUCACAAUUCAACAGCAUAUCAACAAUAUUUAUCAGCAAAAAAUCGUGCCAAAAUGGCUGAUAAAUCAAAUACUGUUGGCGGUGUUAUUGCAAGUAGUCGAGGACGUUUGGAUACGGGCGGUGUUGUUCUUCAGCCGGUAGAAGAUGAAGAAGUUUGCGAUCUAUCAUCACGUCGAAUUGCUGCCGUUCGGUUCGAUCGUAAUCAUCGUUUGAUUGCCGAACUUUUCAAUGGGAAUGUGGUGACCGACACUCGAACGAUUGUUGCUCAGAGUCGUAUUGAUAUGUUGCAAAAACAGGCACAUUCGCUAGCAUUACAUCAGAGUAAAUUAGAAGACGAACUGAAAAAAUUGAACGAUGUAUUCCAAGAAAAGAAGCGACAAAUGGAAACAUCGUCUGAAGAAUUUGCAUCUCGUUUGAAGAAAGUUUGCGAGGAUAAACCUCAGGUUGAUGAAGCGAAAUACGUGGCAAUGGUAGAGGAGUGGUCGAAUAAAAUGUUACGAGCUUAUGAGGAUUUUAAAGCGAAACAAGACGCUAUAAGGGCUAAGCAAUGUUGGUAG
This is a messenger RNA of Anisakis simplex (herring worm), 834 nucleotides long. NCBI's taxonomy places the organism in Eukaryota, Metazoa, Nematoda, Chromadorea, Rhabditida, Anisakidae. The record is from the annotation of a GenBank genome assembly.